UUUCCUCUCUUAACAACUUCCAUUUUGUGUGUUUCAGAGAGAACCAUUGACAUCACUGUUCAUGAAGUCCUUGAAGGAGGAUUUCUGAAGGAGCUGCACAAAGCUUCAGGAAAUGAUAUGGGAGGACAAACUGUGGACAGAAAAUUUAGAGAGUUCCUCAGAGACAUAUUCUCUCCUGAAAUCUGGGAUGAGUAUGAAGAAAAAUAUCCCAGUGAUGUUCAAAGAAUUAUAUAUGACUUCACACUUUUCAAGAGAAAAGAUGAAGAUAUGGAAAUCAUCUGUCCACUGAACCUAGGAAGGAUGGCUGAGAAAAAACAAGACAUGGAAAAAUAUUUUAAACGAGUUCAAGGAGCAUCUUAUGAUGAUGGAGUAAUCAAAAUAUCAAAGCAGAAACUGAGAUCUUUCUUUGAAGAGAGUCUGUGGAGCAUCACUAUGAGUCUCAGAGGAAUCUUUGACAAAACCCACAGCAUUAAAUACAUUCUGUUAGUGGGAGGUUUUGCUGAAAGUCAGAUUCUACGGAGAUACAUUACUGAUGCGUUUAUUGACAACUGCAAAGUUUUGUGUCCAUUUAGGCCCCAAGAAGCCAUUUUGAAGGGAGCUGUAGAGUUUGCAAGAAACCAAGGUGCAGUGGCAUCAAGAAAAAGUGCCUAUACUUAUGGAGUAGGUCUCUCAGAGGAGUUGGAUAAGUUCAAACAUGGAACAGAAUCACCAGAGGUAACGAAACGCAAAAACCAGAUUAUUGGUUUACUGCAGAUCUGAAUAUAAAACUCUGUUUCAGGUUAAAAAAAACAUGCUGUUAGCAAUUCAGAAUCUGCAGCUGGCGAUCUACAAUCAGAAAUAUGACAACGGUUCACAGAAACCCUUAUCUGCACACAAAGUCACAAACCAUGAAGACAUGAUGGAGUAUUUGAGAUCUGAAUGUUACUGGCUUGGAUGUCUGAUGGCUCUGAAUAAUCCUCCCAUUAAUCCGGACUGGGAGAAUCACGCUGCGUCAAUGGACAAGUGGGACAUUCUACCCCGAAAUAUUACAGCAGCUUCUGUAAAGAAGUGAGGAAAAAAUCAUCUUCUGUCAGCAUCUUUUUGAUUUUCUCAUGAACCGUAUAAUUCUUUGCAACUGAAACCUGUAAAAUUGUAUGAGAUUUACAUGCUUUUCUUUUUUAUGAGAAAUAUUUAAUUAGGCAGUAAAAAAACGUAAAUGUGACUUUCUGAAAUUGAAAUGAAGAAAAUCGACUUUCAGUUGGUAAUCUGUGAAGUCAAUUGUUAUUUUUUGGUUAAUUAAGGACCAUUUACAGUUGCAGUAUAGAGUAUCACUAGUUUUAUCUGUCAGAGUUUACUAUAAACUUUGGUAAAGUUUGAAAAUGUAUUUAUUUCAAUAUUUCAUGCAUUUAAAAUGUCCUCAAUUGGACCAGGUUCAAAGAAGGAUACCAUUUCACAACUUGAUUAAAGAAUGUCAAGGUUUUUAAAACAUGUGAUGUAACAUUGUUUAUUCUAGAUCUUAUGUACUUGUAAUCAAAGUUGGUCAGAAAUAUGACAUUUUAUUCAAACAAAACGUUUAAUGACUAAAAACAUGCACUGUAUAAUCAGAAUUGUAUUUACCAAAGGAUACAUUUAAUAUUGCCUGUUUUACUUUUAGUAUCUGAUUUCUUCAUUGGAUCCAUGUGAACAAAUGUAUUAUCUAUAAAAAUCAAAACAUGAACCAAUUGUUUAAGUUUUAAAGGUAAUCAUUUUAACAGCCUGUUGCAGUUUCAGGUUGUAUCAAAGCUUACCUGCAGAGGGCGCUGUUGACCUGAGGUUUUCUCCUGCCAGCAGACAGAGGACUCAGACCAGAUUUAGUUAACUGCAGCUGUUCACUGUCGACAUCUGAGCCACCGGCUGGAACUGCUGCAAAACCCCCGAAACACCGAGACAAAAUUAAAUCACCCAGCAGUAACUAUAGCUACCCGCUCACACUCACUGAUCCAUGUUCAGAGGGUUUAUCUGGUAGUUACUGUGUUUGGGUUCUAGAUAAAUUGCUAAAUGUGUUGCAUGUUGCAGUUUCUUUAUGGCAAGACUUAAUAAAAAGCUUGUAAUUCCCCUCA
Messenger RNA from Poecilia latipinna (sailfin molly), 2078 nucleotides. Its product is annotated as heat shock 70 kDa protein 12A-like. The transcript has 3 exons. Lineage: Eukaryota; Metazoa; Chordata; Actinopteri; Cyprinodontiformes; Poeciliidae. The annotation marks the transcript as partial. The record is from RefSeq and is a predicted model, not a curated record.